CUCGGUGGCCUGGACAAACUAGUACAGCAGCACCCCGGGAUGAAAAUAACUAUGAGUGCAAAAGGGAGACGCCGACCACGCCGCCCCCGUACUCCGCCCACCCCCUCGAGGGUCUGAAAUAAAAUCCUCUGAGCCCUUGGGUGGCCCUGAGCGACUUCGUCACCCAAGCAUGAGGUCACAAGCAGUCGGUAGCGCAGAGGGAGAGGCCGCGGGGGAGGCGAGUUCUGAGUGAAGGAAGCGGGGCGGGACUCGGGCCGACGAGAGGUUAAAGUCGGCUGUGUUCUGCUGGUUCCUGCCACGGAGGAUUUUAGAAGUCUUCGUCUCAUCCAAAAUGGCUGCUGGCCAUUGUCUCUACUGCUCGGAAUGUCUCCAGAGAGAGUUCCUCUCCUGUUUCCUUACAAACCCUCACUAUGGCAGCCUCAUUAAUGCAGAUGGCCAUGCUGAAGUGUGGACAGAUUGGAAUGAUAUAUCCAAGUUUUUCCAGUAUGGAUGGAGAUGCACCACUAAUGAGAAUACCUAUUCAAAUCGUACCCUGAUAGGCAACUGGAACCAGGAAAGAUAUGAUCUAAGGAAUAUAAUACAGCCCAAACCCUUGCCUUCCCAGUUUGGACACUACUUUGAAACAACAUAUGAUACAAGCUACAAUAACAAAAUGCCACUUUCAAACCAUAGAUUUAAGCGAGAGCCUCACUGGUUCCCAGGACAUCAACCUGAGCUGGAUCCACCUCGAUACAAAUGCACAGAAAAGUCAACUUAUAUGAGUAGCUAUUCAAAACCUCAAAUUGAGCAUCACUCUGUGUGUGUAUGUAAUAAUAAUAACUGCCCAUUUCAGGGUGUGAGGUUCUAACAAAAUUAUAAGAAGCUUCAUUUUUCCAGAACAGAAUACAGGAGGGAGCACAUUUUAAGCACAACUAAGAACUCAGAAGACUAUAGCACAGUUUCACGCUCUGAAUAAAUAAAGCACAGGAAAUGUUAUCUACCACCUUUAACCAAUA
Messenger RNA from Eptesicus fuscus (big brown bat), 995 nucleotides. It is a transcript of the gene CFAP68, whose product is annotated as cilia and flagella associated protein 68. The record is from RefSeq and is a predicted model, not a curated record. Lineage: Eukaryota; Metazoa; Chordata; Mammalia; Chiroptera; Vespertilionidae. Gene Ontology annotation, cellular component: nucleus. The transcript is spliced from 4 exons. Bases 332 to 847 code for a protein of 171 amino acids.